UUCCGGUGGACCCGGGCACCGCCAUGGCAGGCCUGGAACAGGAAGAGGGAAGCAACAGAGACGACUGGGGCGUCGCCAUUACAGGUCGGGGCCGGAAGAAGAGGGAGGGCGCCACCAUGACGUGCUGGGCUUGAAAGGAAAGGCUGCUUGCCCCGUCUCUGACCGGAAAAAACGAGAAAGCUCGGACUGGGCGCCGCCAUGACAACUUGAUACCGGAAAAGGCGGGUCGCCCCUCCCUGAUAGCACACCGUCACCUGCCUGGAGAUAAUGAUCCUCAGACUUCUCUGCCCUACAGGCAGGCGGCCCUGGAGGUCACUGCCCGCUACUGUGGUCAGGAGCUGGAGCGGUAUGGCCAGUGCGUGGCGGCCAAGCCUGAGUCAUGGCAGCGGGACUGCCACCACCUCAAGAUGAGCAUUGCUCGCUGUACAUCCUCACACCCAAUCAUCCGCCAGAUCCGCCAGGUCUGUGCUGAGCCUUUCCUGGCCUUUGAGGAAUGUCUGCGACAGAAUGAGGCGGCUGUGGGCAACUGCACGGAGUAUGUACGCCGCUUCCUGCAGUGUGCUGAGCAGGUGCAGCCUCCACGUUCACCCACGACUGUGGAGGCACAGCCGCUUCCUGCCUCCUGAGGACUCUUGGCUGCAGGAAAGCUGGACACGAGUAACUGACCACACUUGAUGCCCCUACCCCCCCACACAGAGUGGCCUGGUGGAGUCCUGGUUGCAGCCGCGCCCUGGACGUGGGCCUGGCAUCACUGGAUAUUAGUUUUUCCAACAAAUAAAGACUUUGUGU
This is a messenger RNA of Trichechus manatus latirostris (Florida manatee), 789 nucleotides long. It is a transcript of the gene CHCHD5, whose product is annotated as coiled-coil-helix-coiled-coil-helix domain containing 5. The record is from RefSeq and is a predicted model, not a curated record. Bases 408 to 626 code for a protein of 72 amino acids. Lineage: Eukaryota; Metazoa; Chordata; Mammalia; Sirenia; Trichechidae. Gene Ontology annotation, biological process: cellular respiration. The transcript is spliced from 4 exons. Gene Ontology annotation, cellular component: mitochondrial intermembrane space.